Lottia gigantea (owl limpet) is the source of this 2973-nucleotide messenger RNA. RefSeq lists its product as hypothetical. Bases 1 to 2973 code for a protein of 990 amino acids. Lineage: Eukaryota; Metazoa; Mollusca; Gastropoda; Lottiidae. The transcript has 3 exons. The record is from RefSeq and is a predicted model, not a curated record.
AUGAUUUUGGUAGCUGUAGUUGUUGUGGUAGGCAUAAGUCUGGAACUUGCAGUAUCGAUCGUAUCAGGGCAUCUACCAUCCAAUUUACGCAGUCAAAGUGACAUCUCGGUAGUUGUCGGUGUUAAAGCCUCUAAUGUUACCAACUAUGCCUAUGCUAAGAGUAUUCCGCGAAAUUUGUCACUUUCCACAUAUUUUAUAGCGGACAAUCGGGGGAACCAGGCCGGUGUCAUUGAAAGUCACAUGUCUAGCUCGGUCGACCGGAAUAAAGUCUUGGAUUCAGUUUUUCCAGAAGAGCUGUUGGAGUCUCCAAUAACGACGAAAAUUAACAAAACCGAAUCCAAAGUGACGCAUGUGCUUCCUGCUCCACCACCUCAUCGCAGUCGAGAGGAUAUCACCAUCAAUACACAGUCGACGAAUUCCCAAAAUCGCCAAGGUAGUAGAAAUGAAUUCUUUGCCAGUAAAGCAAACGUACGAGAUCCCACGGGCUCAAAAUUUUCUCAAAUAAAUUCAUAUUCCAGUCAACCAACGAACUAUCCUACCAAACAUCAAUUCUCUCAAAAUCCGAACACGAAUCAUCAAGUUGACAAUUCAAGGUUUGGUGAAUCCCGAAUUGGACAGCGGAAUCAGCUGCAAGGGCAUCAGCCUUUACAAAAUCCUAUCCAGCAACCACAAGGGGCUCCACGGUACUCUUCCUCAUUUCAAAAGACACAAGGCAAUGCGAAUCAGCAACAGGAAAAUCAACAGUAUUCAGCUUCUGAAACCAAUUAUCAGAACCAGUCGCCUAGGCAGUCAACAAUUGAACAACACUCACCUUACCGACCACCAUCAGCCCAAUCGAAUCUUCAGUCAGUACCACCAGAAACCCAACAGUCUUCUCAGUACCAACCGUCGAUGAAUCCCCUAAUUAAUCCUCAAUAUCGCCAACAAAAUUUCCCACAACAGACUACUUUUCAGCAAUCACAUAAUCAAGGUCCUUUACAAACCAGCACACAUCUCAACCAACAGUCGCAAUCAUUAGGUCAGCAAAUUCAAAAUUACCCACAGCCUAUGAUGCAGCCACUUGCUGGGCAAGAAGGUAAUCAGCAGGCUUCAAUGUACCAACAGACACCGAAUCAGUUUCCACAUCUUAAUGGUCAGCAAAUGCAACAACAUCAGCAAGAUAUGACUCAACCACAGGGUUCUAUAUAUCCGACAAUGCCCAUAGAAGGAAAUUAUCAGGGCCAACCAACGGUACAAGAGAAUCAGUCCUACCAACAUCCGAUGCAAGCUUCUCCACAAACCGAUCUUCAGCAACAACAUCAACCGCAGCCACCGGUUCCCUACAAUCACCCAAUGUCCGCUGGACAUCCAACUCAGUAUAUAGGUCAAUCACCAUCAAUUUACCAGGGCCAAGCAGCAGCAGCCCAGCUAGGGAUUGACCAAACUCCACCACAAGUAGAUCAAGCCCCUUAUUUGGCACCUGGAUCAGAACAACUACCACAAAUGGUACAGCAGUAUCCGAUGGAGCAAGGUAUGCAGCAGUACUUGGAUCCUUAUCAGAUUGAUCAGAGUUUCCAACAGCAAAUGACUCAUGGAAAUAGUUUAACACAGCAGCAGAGUCAGUCUGGACUCGACAAGUUUAUCAACUCUCACCCAAGGCAGGACAUGCCACUGAUGGACGUACCGGCACCGCUUCAAAAUGAACAGGGAGAAAUUUUUCUACAAAUCAAUCCCAAAAGUCAGUCGAAUAAUGUGUUACUUUUCAACGAUAAAAUAAGUCAAGGACAUCCACCUGCUUCAGUUAAUGGUGAGCUAGAAGUCCCUAUUCCAAGAUUCCCCAAACAGCCCGGUUUGUACCCAGUAGACGUUGGUCCUCCACUUUCAGAUUCCACCAAUGGAAUACCUUCAACUAUCAACGGAGCUGAUAUUUACCCACUAAAAUCUGUCCAGAAAAGCAUGCUAUCAUUUCCUUUACCACCAUCUUCCAAUCCUGAACAGCAAUCAAUCUUAUUUGUUAAUCAACUGAAUCAAAACAGAACCCCUUCACUGGGAAAAUCUUCGAGUCUAAAUGGACAGCAAACACGCGAUUUCAAGGCAUCGUUUCUGAAAACAUCACAACAGCCAGUUCAACUAGAUCAAUUCCCACCAGUUCAACUGAACGAACAACAGCAAUCAUUACAACUAAACCAACAACCACCAGUUCAAACUAAUCAACAACAACAACCACCAUCACCACCAGUUCAACUAAACCAACAAUCACCAAUGCAACUAAACCAACAACCAGCACAAGUAAAUCAACAACACCAACAACAGUCAGUUCAACUAAACAAACCACAUCUUGUUCAACUUAACCAACAACCAUCAGUUCAACCAAGCCAACAACCACAACUACAUGAACAAACAUCAAUUCAACUUAACCAAAAACAGCCAGUUCAACAAAACCAACACCAACACCAACGACCAGUUCAACUAAACCAACAACAACAACCACUUCAGUUAAACCAACAACAACAACCACCAGUUCAACUAAACAAACAACUACCGGUUCAACUUAACCAGCAACGCCCACCAGUUCAGUUUAACCAACAACAACCACCAGUUGAACUAAACCAACAACAACAACCAGUUCAACUCAACCAACAACAACAACAGCCACCUGUUGAACUAAACAAUCAACAACCAACUGUUGAACUUAACAAUCAACAACCAUCUGUUGAACUAAACAAUCAACAACCAACUGUUGAACUUAACAAACAACAACCAUCUGUUGAACUAAACAAUCAACAACCACCUGUUGAACUAAACAAACUACAGCCACCCGUUGAACUAAACAAUCAACAACCAACUGUUGAACUUAACAAUCAACAACCACCAACUGUUGCACUAAACCAACAACAACAAACAGUUGAACUACAAAAACAACAACCACCUGUUGAACUAAACAAUCAACAACCACCUGUUGAACUAAACAAUCAACCACCACCUGUGAACUAA